Molecule: messenger RNA, 1228 nt
Organism: Malaclemys terrapin pileata
Lineage: Eukaryota; Metazoa; Chordata; Testudines; Emydidae
Gene: MTX1
Product: metaxin 1
Exons: 8
Coding region: 33-995 (320 amino acids)
Biological process (GO): mitochondrion organization
Cellular component (GO): SAM complex
Source: RefSeq, a predicted model, not a curated record
GGCCGUGUGGUUCCGGGUCGGGCGGGCGGAAGAUGGCGGCGCCCAUGGAGCUGUUCUGCUGGGCCGGGGGCUGGGGGCUGCCCUCGGUGGACCCGGACUGCCUGGCCGUGCUGACCUACGCCAGAUUCACAGGCGCACCGCUCAAAGUUCACAAGGUCACUAACCCGUGGCGAAGUCCCUCAGGGUGUUUACCUGCUCUGAAGACGAAGGAGGAAGGUGUCCUCUCCCAGAUGCACCAGAUCAUCACUCACCUCAGGAAACAGAAAUACAAUGCUGACUACGAUCUCUCUGCGAGACAAGGGGCAGAUACACUGGCCUUUGUGUCUCUGCUGGAGGAGAAGCUGCUGCCCGUGUUGAUUCACACGUUUUGGGUAGACGCAAAGAACUAUGUGGAGCACACGCGGAAAUGGUAUGCGGAAGCCAUCCCCUUCCCGCUCAACUUCUUCCUGCCCAAUCGCAUGCACAAGCAGCGUCUGGAGCGGCUGCAGCUGAUCUGGGGGGAGAGCUGCUUGGAGGACGAGGAGGAGCUGGAGAAGGAAAUGUACCGCGAAGCCCGGGAGUGCCUGACGCUCCUGUCUCAGCGCCUCGGGGACCAGAAGUUCUUCUUUGGAGACUCCCCUGCUUCCCUGGACGCGUUCAUCUUCAGUCAUCUGGCGCCUCUCCUGAAAGCCAAGCUGCCCAACGGGAAACUGCAGCAGCACCUGAAGUCCCUGCAGAACCUGUGUGACUUUUGCUCCUCCAUCCUUAGCCUCUACUUCCCCUGGGACGGAGGGGACGCCCCGCCCAGCGCCCCCAAGACGUCUGCCUCCGAAGGGACUGAGUCUGAGGAGGAUCCCUACAAACGGCGCAACCAGAUCUUGUCGGUGCUGGUGGGACUGGCGGCGAUGAUUGGCUAUGCCUUCCUCAGCGGGAUCGUCUCCAUCCAGCGGGGCCCUCCUGGGGCUGCUGGCCCCCGGCCAAUAGCCAUGGAGGAGGAGGAAGAGGAGGAGGAGUGAGGCGCUGGGCUCAGGGCUUUGGUUCUCACUCGUCUCAGUAUCACUGGAACUGACUCUUUUUUACAGUGCUGGGUACUGCCUAGUCUGAUUCCUGCAAACUGCCUGUGUGUCCCGGCAGGACCCAGUGGCCCUGUUCAGUCCGGAUCUCGGCGCUGCUACAAACACCAGCCCAGAUUUCUAGACUGUGUCGCAAGCAGUCUGCCCCCCACUAAUAAACCUGGAGCACCCCCUGA